AUGAAACAAGAUUUUGCCAAUAAUUUGGAAAAUAUUAAAAUUAAAGUUGUGGAAACGAGAUUCUAUGUCAAGACAUUGAAUAUGGAAAUUGUAAAGAGAUUGGUGGAGAAUGGAGUGCCAGCUCUUACUGUUUCUCCGAUGGAAUUUGGAGAUUUAUACUCGAGUGAAUUUAAGGGGAAAAUUCAAAAAUUAUUAAAUGAUGGAUAUAUACCAGUAAUGCAUGGUGAUUUAAAUUUUAAUGUGAAAGAAGAAUUCCCAUUCUCAAUAACCUCAGGAGAUACUAUAUUGGACGUUUUAUCAGAGCAAUCCAUAUCUCAUUCUAGUAUUUUCAUUUCAGAUGUUUUUGGAGCUUUUCUUAAUUGCCCAAAUGAUGAAUCAAAGAAUUGUGAGUCUGUUGCUAUGAAAAAUGGACUCAUUAAAGCAAUACAGAUACAAGAGAAUGGAGAAAAAGUAAUGGAAUUAUAUGAAAGUUCAGCAACAGAAAAGAAUGGGGAAAUUACAACUCAAGUUGUACAUAGCCAUGAUGUUACAGGAGGAUUUGAGAAGAAAUUGACUUGUGCAUUUGAUAUAGCCAAGAGAAGUCAAAAUGUCUUCAUCCUCAAAGCCAACACUCCAAACCUUUUCAAUAUUGUGGAAGGAAGAGAAUUUGUUGGGACAAAAAUAUUCAAAUAG
Naegleria gruberi is the source of this 672-nucleotide messenger RNA. RefSeq lists its product as uncharacterized. Bases 1 to 672 code for a protein of 223 amino acids. Gene Ontology annotation, cellular component: cytosol. The record is from RefSeq and is a predicted model, not a curated record. The transcript has a single exon. NCBI's taxonomy places the organism in Eukaryota, Heterolobosea, Eutetramitea, Acrasida, Naegleriidae.